AUGGUACCUGCAAGUCGAAGCUUCUCAGCUAACACCAAAAACUCUUUCCGAACGUCAAAUAAUUCCAGAUCUACCAGAAUUGCCGCCCCCAAUUCUUCAACCUAUGCUACAACAGAUCUCCGUCGAUUUAGGUCUUGA
Molecule: messenger RNA, 138 nt
Organism: Sclerotinia sclerotiorum 1980 UF-70
Lineage: Eukaryota; Fungi; Ascomycota; Leotiomycetes; Helotiales; Sclerotiniaceae
Exons: 1
Coding region: 1-138 (45 amino acids)
Source: RefSeq, a predicted model, not a curated record